GACCGCAAGCGCACCUCGUCCUCGUCGCUCCCGGCAGUCUUCACGUCCUCGAAAGCCCGUUUGACUCGCGCUUUCCGUAGCACGACACUCAUCCAGGGCUCUGUAAAAAGUACUCACAACUAGUACUCGUCAAGAUGGUCCGCGUCUCCGUUCUCAACGACUGCCUUAACAACAUCGUCAAUGCCGAGCGUCGCGGCAAGCGCCAGGUGCUCAUCCGCCCUUCGUCGAAGGUCAUCGUCAAGUUCUUGAGCGUCAUGCAGCGCCAUGGCUACAUCGGCGAGUUCGAGAUCAUCGACGACCACCGCUCCGGCAAGAUCGUCGUGCAGCUCAAUGGUCGCCUCAACAAGACCGGCGUCAUUUCUCCGCGGUACAACAUCCGCGUCACCCAGAUCGAGGCCUGGGUCAACUUGCUGCUCCCCGCCCGUGGGUUCGGCAUCAUCAUCAUGACCACCUCCUCCGGCAUCCUCGACCACGAGGAGGCGAGGCGAAAGAACGUUGGUGGCAAGAUUCUGGGCUACGUGUACUAGUUGUUGUGUGUAUCUGGCGUCUGUACUGCUAUUAUGCUCCUAUGACCCAUGCAAAAUCCAUGCCCUGUCGCGGCUAUCGCCAUCGAUGUGCCAUUGCUUGAAUAAAUUGGCAUGAACGAUACGGAC
Schizophyllum commune H4-8 is the source of this 653-nucleotide messenger RNA. RefSeq names its product 40S ribosomal protein S22. Gene Ontology annotation, biological process: translation. Gene Ontology annotation, molecular function: structural constituent of ribosome. NCBI's taxonomy places the organism in Eukaryota, Fungi, Basidiomycota, Agaricomycetes, Agaricales, Schizophyllaceae. The coding region runs from base 135 to 527 and encodes 130 amino acids. Gene Ontology annotation, cellular component: cytosolic small ribosomal subunit; ribosome. The record is from RefSeq and is a predicted model, not a curated record. The transcript is spliced from 5 exons.